Messenger RNA from Thecamonas trahens ATCC 50062, 1239 nucleotides. RefSeq lists its product as uncharacterized. Bases 1 to 1239 code for a protein of 412 amino acids. The record is from RefSeq and is a predicted model, not a curated record. Lineage: Eukaryota; Apusomonadida; Apusomonadidae. Gene Ontology annotation, molecular function: RNA polymerase II C-terminal domain phosphoserine binding. The transcript has a single exon. Gene Ontology annotation, biological process: transcription elongation by RNA polymerase II; positive regulation of transcription elongation by RNA polymerase II. Gene Ontology annotation, cellular component: nucleus; Cdc73/Paf1 complex.
AUGGCAGAGCCGGAGCCCAUGGAGACGACGACUGCUGCAGAGACGGGAGCGCCUGCUGAGAGCCCGGUGGCUGCGGCAGCGGAGGAGGAGAACAUGUCUGGCGAUGAGGAGGACCUGUUUGGCGCUAUUUCUGACGACGAUGCCGGUAGUGCCGAUGACGACGCCGUCGAGGCUGGCGCUGGGCCCGGGGCGGACGAGGACUCCACCGCCAACAACUCCAACUCGCUGGCGGAUGUUGAUCUGGCAGCUGCCGCCGCAGAGGCCGACGCCCUGCCGGAUCCUCAAGGUGAUGGUGACAACGACGACGACGACGGCGGCGCCGCGGCGCUCGGACUGGUGGCCAGCGACGACGACGCCGAGGACGACGAUGUGGUGUACAAGACGUACACCGAGGACGGGCCGGCAAUGGAAGUGGUGCUCGGGCCGGUGCCCAAGGUGGGCAAGGAGGUGUACUCGGUCAAGAUGCCCAACUUUCUGGCUGUCGAGCCCGAGCCGUACACCCGUGAGGAUUACGUCGACCCGAACGACGCGCGGAAGGCCGAGGACGACGACAAGCUCGUCAUCCCGUGCGAGUACUACGUCCGCUGGCGGACCAACGCCGAGGGCAAGCCUGAGUCCAACACCCGGCUCGUCGAGUGGGAGGACGGCUCGUGGCACCUGUUUGUCGGCUCGGAGGCGUUUGAAGCCCAGGUGGUCCGCGAGACCCAGUACCGCGAGAUUGGCAUCCGCCAGCUCGACUCUAUCGAGACGCUGGGCGCAACCGUUGGCGGGCGCAUCUCGUUCCGGCCCGUCGACAUCAACUCCAAGGCCCACAAGCUGAUGACCCGCGCCGUCGCAUCGCGCUCGCAGGCUGCCGCCCAGUCCAAGAUCAAGACCACCGUGACAACGCCUAUCGACGCCGCCGCCCAUGAGACCGCGUCCAAGGCCGCAGCAGAGGUCAUCCGCGCCCGCCGCAUCGCCGAGAACGAGCGCCGCCGCACCGCCGCAAACUACAAUGCCGCCGGCUACCUCGAGGACUCACGCUCGGGUGUCAUGCCCGAGCACCACGAGUACGAUGACGCCGGCGUUGAGGCCUGGCGCAACAAGCGGAAGCGCAAGCCCAACUCGCAGCUCGCUGGCUUCGAUGACGACCAGCUCGACGACGACGACCUCUUCAGCGACUCGGACGACGACGCCGAGGCCCGCCUGCGGCAAGCCAAGAACGCCGCCCUCCCUCCGAGCAAGCGGAGAAAGCUGUGA